Molecule: messenger RNA, 1117 nt
Organism: Myxozyma melibiosi
Lineage: Eukaryota; Fungi; Ascomycota; Lipomycetes; Lipomycetales; Lipomycetaceae
Exons: 1
Coding region: 25-1086 (353 amino acids)
Biological process (GO): microtubule-based process
Cellular component (GO): cytoplasm; nucleus
Source: RefSeq, a predicted model, not a curated record
CAACGACUUCUCUCACGGUUCACCAUGGCUCCUCUCAUAGUGUCGCAAUCUACAGACAAUGCGGAACUGCUGGCUUGCUCACAAGCAUUAGAUGCAGCAGCAUUGAGAGAACGAGAGCAGUUUACCUUGGUCGUUUCGAAGUCGAGAAGGAAGCGUGAUGGCAGCAACAAGCCGUCUGAUUCAUCAUCAGCGGUACACGGAGGAUCGAGACUAGUGAAUGACGCACAGCAGAUUGAGUCGGAUUCAAAGGAUGCACAGAGAGAUGGAGUACGACAAAGCAGAAGGAGGAAAAACGCACAGUCAUCGAAGUAUAAGGCGCGAGCACCGAGAACGGCUGAUGAUUAUGUUUCGUUGGUGCAUCAUCAGCUUGGAUUGCUGAAACGGCAAAAAAUUUUUCACCAAACAUUGCUUGGGUCUGAAAACGAACGCACGGUCGACAGUGUGCUUUUCCAAGCACUUGGUAACAAAGCAAGUGAAGUGUCACAUAUUCGCUGUCUGGCACUGGGAAGAAUAACAGAAAGCGAUUAUUCGGCGAUGCAACUCGCCUUGCUUCUGGCUAUCAAGGAAGCAUUCGGUCUGCGGAAUAUUACGACCACCAUCUCGUGCUACGAUCCGGACUUCACGCCACUGGAUAUCGAGACGUUGGAAAAGUUGGAGAUCUCGGUCGAGGUAGAUGAUCCUGGAGAGGAGGCUAAGCUGGUCGAUGAAUCCUAUGGGGCGGAAGGUAGUGAUAACGCAAAAGACAGCGAGGAUAUAUUGAGGGUGACAGGCAAACGAGAAGCGACGCUCUAUUACAUGCCGCAUGCUCCGAUCGGGCUAGUGGACAAAAUCAUGGGGUUACCGGGUGUGAGGUUUGUGCUGGGAAAUGACGUGCUAGGCUACAAAGAUCGUCUAUGGGGCAAAGUAGAGCUGAUGCAUCCAUCACUAAGGAAAGUCAUCUCUGAUUGCCUUGAUGUGACUAGCGAAACCGACGAAAGUCGAAGCAAUCAUGACCGAUGGGCUCGUGAGCGGCUUAACGACGGUCUCGCACGAGAUGAGAGCUGGUGGAUGAGCGUUAACGAUUUGGCAAUGCACUGGCGUGUAUGACUACGACUGUAUAUAAUAUGAUGGAAAGAUG